AUGAACUGGAAGGAGUGUACCUGGACAAGUGGCCACAACACAGAUUCAGGGCAGAUAUACGUAAGUGAACAACUCCGCUUAGUCUUUUCCUUCCUGUUGGAGGAAAAAAUAAUCCUGGUAUUAAUUUGAACAAAGGACAUCAACAAAUGGGGUGGUCUAAAUCGUUAACAUUGAAGUUAUACUGUUGCCUUCCCUAAGAUAAAUUCAAUUCUUAUGUGAAAUCGGUUAAGAAGAAGAAGAAGAAGAAGAAUUUUCAUAUUUCAAUACAGAGCUGUGACUUCGUGAAAAAGAACACAAACUCUGCACUCCAUGUCUACUUUGCUGGCAACCUCAAGAUAUAUGACUGUACCGGCUGCUGUAGUCGCUGGUAUUUCACCUUCAAUGGCGCCGAGUGCAGCUCUCCUGGGUCCAUUGAUGGCGUAUUCUAUAUUGGAACACCAAGCAAUGUUAACCACAAUUUCUACAAUCAUCGUCAUAUUGAAGGUCACUGUACCAACAUUCAAAAAGGAAAGGUUCGAGUGGGAUUCUGGGUUGGAAAAUGUAAACGCGGUGGAUAUAAGCUCGGGAACGCCUUCACCGGUUGGCAUAAUGCAGUGAAUCGUAUCUUCAUCGAAGAAGUACCACGAGCUCAGCAGUAG
This is a messenger RNA of Porites evermanni, 638 nucleotides long. The record is from the annotation of a GenBank genome assembly. NCBI's taxonomy places the organism in Eukaryota, Metazoa, Cnidaria, Anthozoa, Scleractinia, Poritidae.